Calypte anna (Anna's hummingbird) is the source of this 2198-nucleotide messenger RNA. It is a transcript of the gene STK17B, whose product is annotated as serine/threonine kinase 17b. Gene Ontology annotation, molecular function: protein serine/threonine kinase activity; ATP binding. The transcript is spliced from 9 exons. NCBI's taxonomy places the organism in Eukaryota, Metazoa, Chordata, Aves, Apodiformes, Trochilidae. Gene Ontology annotation, biological process: positive regulation of apoptotic process; intracellular signal transduction; protein phosphorylation. Bases 151 to 1284 code for a protein of 377 amino acids. Gene Ontology annotation, cellular component: nucleus. The record is from RefSeq and is a predicted model, not a curated record.
GCUGGGGCAGCCGCAUCCAUCGGGCUGCGCGUUUCAAACGGCGGCGGUGCGGGCGCGGCGGUUGGCGGCGACCGUUGGCCCGUGAGGGGCUGGCCCGGGGAGCCUGGCGGAGAGAAGUGAGUGUUACAAGAGAGAGACCUGUUCCUGACUAUGUCGAGGAGGAAGCUGGAGAGUAAAAGCCUUUCUGGCUUGUUAGCCACAUCUCUGCAGACACAAAUCAAGACAGACAAUUUCCACAAUUUUUAUAUGCUUGAAUCAAAAGAGCUGGGAAGAGGAAGAUGUGCUGUGGUUAGAAAGUGUACAGCUAAAUCCACAGGCCAGGAGUAUGCAGCUAAAUUUUUAAAGAAGAGAAGAAGAGGUCAAGACUGCAAAGCAGAAAUUCUUCAUGAAAUUGCAGUGCUUGAGUUAAUGAAAUCUAAUCCUCACAUAGUUAAUCUCCAUGAAGUCUAUGAAACAGCAAAUGAAAUCAUUUUGGUGUUGGAAUAUGCUGCUGGAGGAGAAAUAUUUGACUUGUGUGUCCCAGACCUGGAUGACAGAAUUGAUGAAAGGGAGAUUAUUAGACUUAUAAGACAAAUACUUGAAGGACUUCGCUGCUUGCAUGCAAACAAUAUUGUUCAUCUUGAUUUAAAGCCUCAGAACAUCUUGCUGAGCAGCAUGGAUCCUCUUGGUGAUGUAAAAAUUGUGGAUUUUGGAAUGUCUCGGAAGCUUGAGAGCUCUGGUGAGCUGCGGCAGAUCAUGGGAACAACAGAGUAUCUUGCUCCAGAAAUCUUGAACUAUGAUCCUAUUACCACAGCCACAGAUAUGUGGAACCUAGGUGUCAUUUCAUACAUGCUGCUGACACAAGAAUCUCCAUUUGUGGGAGCUGAUAAUCAAGAAACUUACCUUAAUAUAUCUCAAGUUAAUGUGGAUUACUCAGAAGAAACAUUUUCAUCAGUUUCACAGCCUGCCAAAGACUUCAUUCAGAAACUUCUCAUAAAAAAUCCAGCGCAAAGACCCACAGCAGAGGCCUGCCUUUCUCAUUUGUGGUUGCAGCAGGGGGAGUUCAUACUCUUGUGUAGUCCUGAAGAAACUUGUUGCUCUUCUCUGAUGCCCGGACACCCCCCAAAAUGCUCAGAAGAGAGAAAUGUCAAGCCCAGUUGUAAUGGUACCUGUAGCAACAAGGAGGACAAAGAGAACAUUCCAGAAGACAGCAGUACAGUGUCCAAACGGUUCCGUUUUGAUGAUUCCUUGCAGUAUCCCCAGGACUUCAUGACAGACUUUGUUUGCCUGUGGACUUGUCAAUAGUUAGGCAGAUUGAGAUUUUGGAACAUCAUAGGAUUGAGAGGAGAAUAUAAGAAGGUGUUAAAGGUUGUAUCUUAUCUUUUUUUGCACAAGGAAGGGACAACUUGGGUUUCUUUUAACAAAUAGAUAUCAAUAUAAGGUAUCACCAUAACGCAUGAGGGAAUUCAGGAUUGAUCUCUUUAUUUUGGGUGACACUCAUGUCAACAAGUGAAAAACUGACUGAGGUGGAAGAUGUGUGAGACUGUCUUUGGCUAUCUGAAGUAAAAGUUUUCUGAGACUUCAUUCCAUGUGAAAUAAAGUAACAGAAAUAUUCAGCAUGGAGGAAGCUCAGAUGCUUAGGUAUAAAUGAACCACUUUGAGUCUCCACUAUGCAUUAAUUCUCAUAUAACUUUUUUCAGUAAUAAUAUAAUUAUAAAAUUACUCUGCUGGAGGCAGUUUUUGGAUUUUGUUCAGGUACCUUAUACCCUUCCUUUUCCAAGUCCUAGGUUUUUCCCAGUUGGAGUCUUAGUUAACCUUUUGUUUUUCUACCAGCACAGAGUCUAAUUUGAACUGGGUAAAUGAAAAAUAUGAACUAUUUUUAUACAUACUCAGAAGUUAAAGUUUACUUAAGAUAAAGAAGAAAAUGUCAAAAAGCUUUAAGGUAAUAAAAAAAAAGAAUGUUUAUAAAAUUGUUAAAUUUUAAAAAUUCUGCAAAAGUGUUACUGAGCUGAAAUUACAACUGGGAGACUUGCAAAAGCUUUUGUACAUAAGUAUUUUAUUUUCAAUAUCUGGGAAAUAAACCUGAAAUCAUGUGCCAGCACUUUAUGACAAAGUUGUUAUUUCUUAAAAUUUUUAUCCUGGUAUCUGAUGUUUACAUUUCUUACUACUUUUGGAGCUAACUUAUCUUUAAAUUUAAAUAAAUGAAAAUUGGCCUUAUC